UCUAAUUAAAUUAAUGAAACCACUCGGGUCGCUUCUAUUUAGAAGUUGAAUCGGUGCUACGGGGUAUGGAGGCGAAGACACAUGGCGAGGAUGAAUCCGCAUAACUCAACCGCCGAUCUUCUUUCGGAAUCUCUCCAAGCUGCUAACGAGCCGUCUGAUGUAGCCAGCAAGAACCUUAGUUGCGGUCAAAUCACCAACGAGGAAGAUGAAUCUCUUGACAAGAAAAACAAGUGUUGUAGUGACAUUGUCUCUGAUUCAAAUUACAAGAGAGGACUCAAUUGCCAUCAGGAGGACCAGCGGAGGACGAGUCUAGUAGCAUCGAUUGUGGAGACACCCUCAUCUCACGACGCUCCCACUAGGAGAACCAUUGAUCUUGGUCAUGGAAGUGACCUCAUCUACAUCCAGAGGUUUCUUCCCUUUCAAAAGUCUUGGACUUUAUUUGAUUAUCUCGACAAGCAUAUUCCUUGGACCAGGCCCACCAUCCGCGUCUUUGGUCGUUCUUGCCUCCAGCCAAGAGAUACAUGUUACGUUGCAAGUAGCGGAUUGACUCCGCUAAUGUACAGUGGAUACCGACCUGAUGCCUAUUCUUGGGAUGACUUUCCACCUCUCAAGGACAUCCUUGAUGCUAUUUGCGUAGCGUUUCCUGGAAGCAGAUUCAACAGCUUGCUUUUGAAUAGGUACAACGGCGCCAACGACUACGUUGGUUGGCAUGCUGAUGAUGAAAAGCUUUACGGCCCCACUCCUGAAAUUGCUUCCCUCUCUUUUGGAUGCGAACGUGACUUUGUGCUCAAGAAAAAGAAACUUCAAGACUCUUCCCGUGAGAAAAGAGGAGAGGGUGGACCAGCGAAGAAGAGGUUGAAGAAAAGCAGCAGCGGAGAGGAGGAUCAGCAUAGUUUCGCAUUGAAGCAUGGAUCGUUGCUGGUGAUGAGGGGAUACACGCAAAGGGACUGGAUUCAUUCUGUGCCAAAGCGUGCAAAGGCGGAGGGCACUCGUAUCAACCUCACCUUCAGGCUUGUUUUGUAAACCAUGCAUCAUUCAUCAUCAUCAUCAACAAGCUUAGCUUGAUCUCAAGUCACAUUGAUUGACUAGGCUUUUCUCAUCUUAGUUCUUCGACAUGAGAUAUAACAUAUAAGUUGGUGUAGACAUUUUGAAAAAUCUUAAUUACUAAUUAACGUGAAGAUUAUUA
Brassica oleracea var. oleracea is the source of this 1186-nucleotide messenger RNA. RefSeq names its product alpha-ketoglutarate-dependent dioxygenase alkB homolog 2. The record is from RefSeq and is a predicted model, not a curated record. Lineage: Eukaryota; Viridiplantae; Streptophyta; Magnoliopsida; Brassicales; Brassicaceae. The transcript has 6 exons. Gene Ontology annotation, biological process: DNA repair. Bases 82 to 1023 code for a protein of 313 amino acids.